UGUAUUUUCAAGGUCGUCGGUCGGACUGCUAAGUUUGUUGUUUGGCAGGGAGAUGGUCUCAUGCGAAAUUCACAAGAUCUCUGUGUGUAUUUGAACCUAGUUUUCUGUAUCAUAAUCUGAAAGAGCAGAUGAGAUGUCCACAGACAUGUGGUCGCACUAAUCAUACGAAUAUUGGUCGACGUAUUCAAUUAAAGUGUGGUAGUUGUCAGCAACAAAUACGUAACAUCUACAAAUUUCUGCAGCUUUAUUCACGUUUAGAUGUCAAAAAUAAAUGUAACUGUAAUGAUGAAAGUAUCCACGCUUUCAUCCAUGAAACCAAUAAAAUGUUGAACGAAGAUUUGGAAAGUUCACUUAUGAAGGAAGUAGAAGAUGUUCUGAGUAAAGCACACAUAACUCUUUUACCGCAAACUCAAGGGAAAUCUGUCGCCUUGUUAGAAUCUGAGAAGUCCAUGUCGAAGUCAGAGCGCAGAAGAACCACCUGUGAAAGUAAAACUCAGAGGGAGAUUAAUACGACUGUAGUAAAACAGAAAAAGUAUAUCCCUGCACAUAUGAAGGCUCCGUACAAAGCUGAUAUUUUGUCAAAACGCCAGCCAGUCAAACUGUUGAGAAAAGUGAAAAAAUAUAUUGGUGAAAGUAAAGAACAUAAAAUUGUGGAAUGUAAUGAACACAAAAAGUCUAUUCAGCGGGAGUAUGCCCAGAACAUGCACCGUGUAAUUUAUUCACAUGUAGUGUGCACUUGCAGUCAGAUUCAGACAGGCCAAGAAGCAACGCUGGUUAGGCAGCUGGACAAGGAUUUUCUUCGUCUGCGAACUUUACUCCUAAGAACAGAGCAGUUAGGAAGAUGGGAAGAUGGAGGAAUUCUGUUAAAGUUAUAUCGAAAAGCUAUAACUGCUAGCGUACAUAUUCCCACCGAAAAGUGCAUCUUUGCCGGAGGAUUACUUCACAAAUUCUUCAGUUUUUUGCAGUUCAUCGAUACACAGAUUGAGAACCCGGAUGAAAUAUGUUGGAUACAGAGUGUCUUAUCAAGAUUUAUCUAUAUGUUGAAUACGUUGAAGUUAAUUGUCUCAAGAGUGGAUUGUGGGUCAAUGAAUACACGCGUAUCGUCAAAAUAUUCUGACCAUGAUUCAUCCGCUGAAGAUGAUCCUGUAAGUGCGUGGUUUGCUUCAAGACAACCACUUAAAUCAUUUGUUCCCCCAAAUGCAUAUGAAGCCUACAUGACAAUAGGGAGAUGCUCGAGUAAAUCAAGAAUAUCCCGUUUAUCGGCACUGAAGCUGUAUCCAUAUUUGUGUAUAUUCAAAGGUAAUAAGAAGGAAAUACAGAUGUUUACAAACCUUUGGAGUGAACUUGAAUCCAUCCAAAUUGAUCUUGAGUUUCUCAAUACUUUUAAGUCAAAUCUCCCAGAAUUACUUCCUGAUCUCUUUGACCAUACUGAGAGUCUUGGCAUCCUGUAUUUCGGAUGAAAAAUUCAACAAUUCCGUUCCGAGUUGGCCUACCGAAUGUUAUAUUUUCUAUGACCGGUAGAAAGCUAAUAUAGUGUAUACCCUACAAUUUUUAAUAUUGACAGAUAUCUACAACUAAAGAGCAUAGAAGACAUUAAUAGUAUCCCACUUUUAAUUCUCAUUCUUUACAGCGUAUGCGAUUUUCCAAUAUCGUAAUCAUGAGGUGGUUUUCUUUUUCAGGAAUCGUGCAUCGGCUUUUCGUGAUUUGUACUCACUUGUAUGCGAAAGUAGUCCUUCAGUUUUGAAAAGUAACUUAUGUUAAUCUCGUAUUUCUUUACACACAAUAGUUUUUACAUUUUGAUAAUAUAAUAUAAUUUUGGUUGUAUGAGCUUUUCGAAUAAUAUGCCAAAUAUUUGCGAUUCCACCAGACUCACCUAAAUAUGUAGAAUUGCGUUUCCCGAUUGACACUAUAUGAGCACACUUAGAAAUGGCGAACAAGCCUGGUUAAAUCACUGAGCUACCUAGAUUUUCAUGCAUUAAAAUGCAUCGUCUUUAUUCCGUUUCGUAUUGUAUUAGCAAUCUAAUUACC
Messenger RNA from Trichobilharzia regenti, 2028 nucleotides. The record is from the annotation of a GenBank genome assembly. NCBI's taxonomy places the organism in Eukaryota, Metazoa, Platyhelminthes, Trematoda, Strigeidida, Schistosomatidae.